This is a messenger RNA of Pseudo-nitzschia multistriata, 2875 nucleotides long. The record is from the annotation of a GenBank genome assembly. NCBI's taxonomy places the organism in Eukaryota, Bacillariophyta, Bacillariophyceae, Bacillariales, Bacillariaceae.
AUUCCAAAUACUGAAUUACGUACGAACUACUGUACGGUUGAGAAAAAUUGAAAUUUUCUUUCAAAAUAUGAUCCAGGUGUAUGGCGCCAACGAACUUACAAUGAGUACGGUACUCGUACCCAACUACUUGUUUGUGUGAGGCUACUACCUUACGAGGCUACCACCUUCCGAUAAUAAAGAAAAAGCAAAGACAGUACGGUAGCUACGUACCGUUAAAGAAAAGUUUACUCACCGUAUCAUCGAAACUCUUUUGCUGUACUGUAAUCGGUUUUAAUCCGUCUUCUGUUGAUUUUGGUUGUCAAACUCGAAGAGUCGAAGGGUUUUUCCAUAUAUUUGUUGUUUGAGAGAAACUUAGUUCAUCAAAGGUCGGGAGUGCAACAUAGCACUACUUAAGUGACCUCAGAUGUCGCCGCAUUGCCAGGUAGCUCGAUCUUGCCUUUGGAACAUUGCAUCCUUCGCUUGUUUCAUAUGCUUCUUUCCAAUCAGUGUACAAUGCAAUGCAGGGGGUAGUCAUUAUUUGGCUCGAGUUGAACAAAAUAGAAUGAACACGAAGAAUACUUUACUCGGUUCAGAUAAUUUUUCAAUGAGCUAUCACAGACCUAGAGAGCGAAAGCUAAAUAAUCGUAACAGAGGCCGAUAUUAUCAAUUUCAGGAUGGUGACAAUCGGUCCAAUACAACCCCCACUUCUUUAUCAGAUGUUUGGUUAUGUUUAGCCUGCGCAUUAGGAUGGUCCAUUUGGUUAGUAAGCACACGACAACCACCGCAACAACUUAUUUUCGACCAGCAAGAUUCUUCGAAGGCAAUGGGGCACGUUUUGCAGGUCAGUCUUGGUGAAGACAUUCUGGGAACAGGCAUCCCUGUUUAUUACGCACUUGUAGAUUUUGUAGUCAACGGUGACRCCGAGGACGAACAUAUACAGGUCAGAAAGGUAUUCACGAGUAAGAAAUUACUGGAAGAAGGUUUUGCAAACGUUGAAGUCUUGUACUUAAAAGAGGAUCCUACGAUAGCAAUGCUCAUGGAUGAUAUUUUGGAUCAAAAGAAAGAGCAAGAAUCCCAAGUCCCACAAAGURCUACCUAUUUUGUGGCAAUAUAUUUUGUUUCGAUUGUUCUAAUUGGAGCAUCUUUUUAUGGUGGUAUUCGAAUGGCAAGUCGGCUAGAUAAUCCAUUAUACGGUUGGAUUUCGCUUUCUGUUGGUUUACUCCUUCUUUACCCCGCAGCAAAAUUACUGUAUCGAGCUGUCACAUACUUAUACAGUCUCGCAGGGCCCCUUACUGAGCGUCCAGGUGUCAUAGUACAUGGGAGACGACUGUAUUGGACGAAACAAUGUCAUGAUACACUGAAUCCAUUUGAGAUUUUAGGGGCAAAAGAAAKUUACAAAAGGAAAGAUUCGGAUUCGGUGUCAGUGGAACUUUGUGAGCUUCAAGGCCGAAAAAUUAGAAAUGCCACUCCAACAUCCACUAACUUACUUUUUCCAAACGCUGGCUGUGGGUUUGGAAAUUUCAAUGUUCACUUACCAACCGGAAGAGCAAGGGCGARUUCAAGCGUCUCAUCUAUAAGUGCAUCGGCAUCACAGAAUUCAACAGAAAAAAGCAGAGGUUCUCAUAUUGUUCGCAACGAUACCUCCAUUCUGGAAAAAUAUGAAAUGCACGUSACAGCAAACGAGAAGAAUGACAAGGAAUAGAGAGUAUCGGCGUCUUUUAUACAAAGGCUAAUCAUUCAACUCAAGCUCCUUUCUUUGGGUUGUACAGAAUACUGAGUGACGUGUUAUGUUUGAAUAAGACUAAUCCUUAUCCCAGUUACUAACUGUGAUCGUAUUCUAGGUUUCUCCCCAUUCAGAAUCUAUCGAUAUCGAUAUCUAUUCCGUGSAAUAGGAUCUGAUCGUKUAAAUUGCUUACGAAGAACGCAUUCUUCGUAUGUGCCUUUGUUUCUAGAUAGUAAUUCACGUUAACAGUGUUUCUAGUCUCUCKGCUGCCCAAARSGGAAAAUUUCAGAAGGAUAUCUUGAAAAUUCAAAAAUCAUUUUUAAUCUCUUGAAUGGAGAGCACAAGUAAGUGCUGCCCGGACGCAUACAGCAGGGUUUGGUCGAGGCMAAAAAUUAAAUCGGAAAUCAUCGACAAGCUAGUAGCUGCAUUGCAAGAGACCAGAAGCCUCCUCCCAGGACGUACAAUAGGUAACAGAGCUUCAUUUUUUUUCCAUCAAUUUGAACACCACGCGAUACGAUCAUGUUUUGCCGGAUAUUUAUGCGAAAGUAUCCUAGAAUUUUUGAAAAAGUUAACGUAGAGUCAGUUCAAUGAUCUGGCUAAACUUCGGAUAACAUUCCGUUUACUUGAACAUUUGCAGGAAGUUGAGGUUUAGGAACAGCUAGAGAGCAUCCAGAUAGUAGAUUUAUUGUGCUAGCUCCUAUAGGAUUCUUGCAAUUUUGAUUUCUAUUGACAACCUCAACCUUACUACAGUCAAUUUCGAGUGGAGGGAAGAAAUGCGAGGAUGUUGCUUUCAUCUUCUUGAAUUUCUCCAGGUCCCAACUUUCGCCGAAGUUGUAGGAYGCCUUUUYCCCCCGUCACCAAUUAGAUGAAAUGGCGAAAAGAACGCUUUGGAAGCAAACUUCUGUUUCCGAUUUCUUUUAUUGUUGCGUGUUGAUUGCUUGGGGUUGUCACUUCUAUGCUCUUUGCAUCGUCGGCGAAUGAACUUCACAGGAUCAAAAACCUUUACAGAGUUUCCAGAGAGCGAUUUCUGUUCCUUCAAACCUCUUGAUUUGAUUUCCAUCCCAACCUCCUGCGCUCGAGAAGCAAGAUCGGCUGCCCACGAUGGCCAUAUUAUAGCAAGAACGAUAGCAAGAAUGUUCGAAAAGGCUGGAGAAAUAGAAAAAAUAGCUCCAG